Molecule: messenger RNA, 438 nt
Organism: Naegleria fowleri
Lineage: Eukaryota; Heterolobosea; Eutetramitea; Acrasida; Naegleriidae
Exons: 1
Coding region: 1-438 (145 amino acids)
Molecular function (GO): actin binding
Source: RefSeq, a predicted model, not a curated record
AUGACAGAAGAGUGGUCCGAGUUUAUUCAACGAGAGAUUAUUGAAAACGGCAAUGCCACACACGGUGCACUGAUCAGCAUCUCGGAUGGAGGAAUCUGGGCCAAAACUUUCUCUCCUCAAGAUGAUCCCAAUCUCAGCGGAGAAGAAUGUCCCAAGCAAUGGCUUUCCAACAUUCUCAAUGGAUUUUCGAAUCCUUCCGAAUUUAUUAAUAAUUCUGAUAUUUCAAAGGGAUGUAUUCAAUUAUUCAACAAACAGUUUAUUGUAACAAAUAUCAUGAAAGAUCGAGUCAUGUGUGCCAAGAAUGGAGUCGAUGGAUGUUAUCUUUUUAAAACUCAACAAGCAUUGUUGUUGGUCAUGUAUGGAAUUAGUAAUGAACCAGGAGAAUGUUAUUUGGAUUGUGAGAAUUUCGCAAGGUAUCUCAUUAGUCAGGGAUUGUAA